Emys orbicularis (European pond turtle) is the source of this 1947-nucleotide messenger RNA. It is a transcript of the gene GP5, whose product is annotated as glycoprotein V platelet. The transcript has a single exon. Bases 1 to 1947 code for a protein of 648 amino acids. Gene Ontology annotation, cellular component: extracellular matrix. NCBI's taxonomy places the organism in Eukaryota, Metazoa, Chordata, Testudines, Emydidae. The record is from RefSeq and is a predicted model, not a curated record. Gene Ontology annotation, molecular function: protein binding.
AUGUUGGUUUUUCGUUUAGCUGUAAUCAUCCAUCUUUUCCUUCAGCUGAAUGCAUCGGUUUGCCCUGAGAAAUGCGAGUGUAUUCUGAAAGAUGCCAUCCGUUGCUCUGGUUCCGGUAUCAAAGACCUAGCAUCGUUAGGUCUGCCUACCAACAUGACACAAAUUCUGAUAACAAAUACUAAGGCAACCGACUUGAAGGACAAAGUCUUUUCGGGAAUGACAGUGCUACAGCGUCUCAUUCUGUCUUCAAACCAGCUUUCCCUCAUUUUGCCAGGAGCUUUUAAAGGCUUAGUAAAGCUAAAGACCCUCAAACUGUUUGACAACAAGUUGACUCAGCUUCCCACAGGAGUGUUCGAUGAAAUGGUGGCCCUUCAGCAGUUGAUCCUUGAAAAGAAUUUGCUGAAGGAUAUUGCGCCCAGGCUGUUUGACAAACUAGUCAACUUGCAGGAGCUGUUUUUGAACAAAAACCAUCUGACAGAGCUUCCUGAUGGAGUACUAAGAAACCUCGCCAAGCUUAAACUACUGAAUUUAUCCAGAAACUAUUUGGCAGCCUUGCCUAGAAAUAUAUUUAGCACAUUAACCAAACUUGAGAAGCUCUCUCUGUAUAUGAACAGGCUCAGUUCAAUAGACUCUGGUGUGUUUGAUAACCUGAGAGAGCUGCAGGAGCUUCGUCUGCGUUCAAAUGACAUUCAGUCCAUUGCCCCGGGUGCAUUUCGCAAUCUCCUUAAACUAAAUAGUUUAACGCUCUCUCGAAAUAAACUGCAGCUGUUACCUCAUGGGCUCUUUCUGCAUUUGCACAAUUUGACUGAAUUGACCUUGUAUGGGAAUCCACUGGGAUCCCUUCCAGAAAUAUUGUUUGGAGAAAUUAGGACUCUCCGGAGUCUGUGGGUAUAUGACACCAAACUCUCAACUGUGCCAGAUUUUGUGUUUGGUAAUUUGACAAAUUUAGAGCUACUUGUGCUGACUUUCAAUCCCGAGUUAAGUGUUCUCCCAAGGAACGUGUUCAGUGGUCUAAAUGAACUUCUGAGUUUGUCUUUGCAUACAAAUAAUCUCUCUAGUCUCCCGGAGGGCAUCUUCCAGGGUCUGCAGAAACUUCAGGAGAUUUCCCUUUUCAAUAACAGGAUUGAGGUUCUUCCUAAAAACCUCUUUUAUAAUCUCAAUAAUCUCCAGGCAAUUUACCUAAAUUGUACCAGCCUGCAGUCUCUUCCUGGAGACUUCUUUACCUCGUUACCCAAGCUGCAAGAGGUCGUGCUUGACAACAAUCCUUGGAAAUGUGAUUGUCAAAUCGCUGAAUUCAAAGGGUGGCUCCAGAGGAAUUUAGACAUAGUAAAAAAUGUCACGUGCCUAACUUGUGACAGUCCCAUAGCAUUAAGGAAUAUUUCUCUCUUGUCUCUACCAGAUGAUCAUUUUCACUGCCCCUCUACCACAGUCCUUCCACACCACACAUCUGAGAGCUCCACUCGUUCCCACACAGCAUCUUUUCUGGUCACUGAACGCUUGCCUUUCACUUGGAAGACCCCCACAGCUCCUGUGCCUGUGAUACAUACGAACACCCCCUUGCCGCCUCCGUCUGCAACUCCAUAUUUUAUUGACUCCAUCACUGGAGACGUUGAGCCGUCUGAAUUUCACCCCACAGAAAUUCCAACCCAAAUUCCCACUGGCAUAAUGAGAGAAAUCAACAGAGUAAGAGAAAUUGUCUCAACUACUGCCGCACCGGUCAGUGGAUCACAAGACCGUCUAAGUGCGCGGCCAUUUUUUAAAUGUAACGUUCCAUAUAGUCAAAUAUUUUUGUAUCUCUAUGUUUUGGCUGUAACAGUCCAAGUUUUAACUGUUGUGACCACUUUCUAUGUGGUGUAUGAAGUCAGGCAGCUUGUGCACUGUAGCGAUAGCCCUGCUCAAUCCGUUGUACUGGUGAGAAUUUUACACAGGGUUAGGAAUGCAGAUUAG